This is a messenger RNA of Naegleria gruberi, 1854 nucleotides long. RefSeq lists its product as uncharacterized. Lineage: Eukaryota; Heterolobosea; Eutetramitea; Acrasida; Naegleriidae. The transcript has a single exon. Bases 1 to 1854 code for a protein of 617 amino acids. The record is from RefSeq and is a predicted model, not a curated record.
AUGUCAACAAACAAUGAUCCAACCAUCUCCCUUGGAAGAGGAAAGGGAGGAAAAGGACUUGGCCUAGGAGAACCAAUUCCCAAUAGAGCAGUCAAGAGAUUAUACGAACCACCAGAAAAUCCGAUACAAAUCUAUCGAACUCUUGAUGAUGGUUAUUAUUUGGAGAGCGCCAAGAAGAAGAAGAAGGUAAAUGUUGGUAAUGAUGCUGCUGAUCAUCGGAAGAGAAAUGAUCAUGAGUGGUUGAAUACGAUCGUGUUGAGAAAUGUAUAUGAAUAUUUGGAGUUUGAGGAUCAGUUGAGAUUUAGAUUGGUAAAUUGUGGAAUGAAUGAAGAAUUGGCCUUGUGGAGUGAUGAUGAAUUGGGAGAAAGAGCAUGUCCUUGGUAUGCUUUUCAAGUAAUGUUGAAUUUUGAAAGAUUUUGUAGAGAAAUGAAGAAGGAGGAGGCCAGUUCAAUGAGAAGUAGGAAAAUACUUUACAAUUUGAGUGGAUGUUUGACAAGACUUCAAGGAGAGAUUAGAAAUGCUCAGGUGUGUUCAAAGCAUCUGUUGGAGGAUAGAGUAAAUCCUUUCAAGAACUAUUUCAUUGAUGGAGAAGAUUUGAAUUUUGAGGAACUUGUGAAGAAUGAUGAAUAUGUCAAUCUAUUCAAAAGUGGAGCUGUAAAAUACACAGAAUGGGUGGCUGGUACAUUGGAAUAUAGUGAAGGUUCUGCCUGUGAAAUCCGAAUCAAGAAGAAAUCUAACAGUUCAAAAUCUAAACCAUCCUAUGUGUACUUGUAUCAAGCUAACUGUGUUGGAAUGAACGGUAGAGAAGGGACUAUGGAUGAGAGUUACUACAUGCUCAUGAGAGAAGAAGGUUCAAACAAAACUAUACCUCUAAUGGAAUAUAUGUUUUACAGAGAUCCAAGUGGUGAAGGGUACACAAAGAAGAGUAAGAUUACAAAAUUGAUCAAGACUUGUGAACUUCCUAGUAACUGGAAUUAUGAACAAUUUAUUUCAUUCAUGAUGUUGUGUUCCAACUCGUUUUUAAAAAGAACUAAUUAUGAAAAUGCUUCUUUGUGGGAAAGAAUCAAGACCUGUGCUGUCUUUUCUGGUAAUUUAUUGGAAGAUGAUGAAAUUGAGGAUGAUGAAGAAGGUGAAAGAGAUGAGGAUGAUGAAGAAGAUGAAGAAGAUGAAGAGGACGAACCAAUGAGACUAUUUAAUUAUGAAGGAGACGAAAUUAAUUUAGAGCAGGAAAAAUCAGGGAAAAUCUUUAUGGAUGGUUUACUUUCCAAAUGUUGUCAUCAAAACAAGAGCAUUUCACAAAUCUAUAUGGACCUAGUUUCUUUGAGAAGGAUUGUUUUAGAUGUUUGCUCGAAAUCCAAUUUUGGUACUGACGUAUCUGAGGAUUUUUUAGGUUAUGUAGAAAUUAUCAAAUCCACUAUACUCAAAACUGAAAAUUCCACUGGAUUCUUUGUUACUAUUGGAGAGUAUGUUACUCAAUCGAGAAGUUUUACGGAGGCAACUCUACAAUGUGAAAAUUCCAAAUUAAUAGUGGAGGCAAAUCUGUCAGAUGUUCAAGGUUAUCAUUCCAGAUCAAUAACUUUCAAAUUAAUUAAUCAAAAGGACAAGUCAAUUCUGAUUGAUUUCUCGCAGAAUGAUUUCGAGAGGAUAGCUACUGUCGAUCCACAAUUCAAGAACCAAAUUUUGGGAAAGGAUGCUUCUUCGGCAAUAGAUGACUAUACUUUUGUUGGAUUGUUUGGCUUUUUAUGUAUGAGAGUUCAUACCUUUUUGUUAACUGACGAGAGACUUGUUAGAUGUAUUGAUAAUGAUAUGUGUUUUACCAAUCCACUUUUGGAACUCUUGAAUGAGAAUUUGUAA